CAGGUGAAAAUCAAACAUAUCCCAGACCUGUCAAAGAUUAGAUAAUUUCACUCUGUUAAGUAAUACAGACAUUAAAAGCCGAUUCAAAAAGCGCUUUAUAUUAAUUUGCUCCUCGCAAUGAACGCUGUCACGCUGGUCUUCCUGUUUGGCUCCCUUAUUCUCGCUCAGGGUGCGGUUGUGCCGUGGGCUGUAUAUGGCCCUAAAAUCCACGUCAACACCUGGAGAAGUGCCUCCACCGAAACACGGAUUGUCGGAGGCACAUACGCGGACAAUGGACAGUUUCCGUGGCAAGUAGGAAUGUACUUGGACGGCUCUGGCUUUUGCGGCGGCUCGUUAAUUAGUGACACUGUCGUUCUGACAGCCGGCCACUGUGUUGAUGGCACGCGCACUUUCACGGUGCAUGUCGGCUCUGUUGACAUUGAUCUCACUACCGAACCAGCCCAAAUAAUCAGCGCGAACACAAAAGUGCUGCACGAGUACUACGCAGCGCAGAAUUUGCUCAACGACAUUGGGCUGGUUAUAUUAGACACUCCAGUUCAGGGAGCAAAUAUCCAGCCUAUUCGACUUCCUGGAAGAUCUCAAAUUGAAGAGACCUUUGAAGGAGUAACCGGCACUGCAUCUGGCUGGGGCAGAGUUUCAGACGACGAUUCUAGACUGAGCCAAUACCUCAAUUUUGUCAAUUUGACCGUGAUUUCGAACGUCGAUUGUGAAGCGAUUUACGGCGCGGCUGUAAAUGACGCAAAACUGUGCGUCAGCACAAGGGGAGGUCUUGCCGGAACCUGCUUUGGUGACUCUGGCGGACCACUUGUGAUUUACGAGCCCGACGGGAUUGCGACUGAAAUCGGGAUCACUAGUUUUGUAGCCGACGAGGGCUGCCAGACGGGACUGCCCGCAGGAUUCACAAGAAUUAGCUUGUACCUUGAUUGGAUCAGCCAAAAUGCUGGAGUUCCCGUCCGACCUUAGGUUUUACGCACGUGCACGUCAAUCUCGCAGAACAAAAAUUUAGACACAGUUGAACUCGUCUCAUCCAGAGGAACAACUUUUCAGUUAAAAGGUCAAGAGGAAUUUUCAAAAUGGAACUCAAAUUUUAAAAAAUAUUGAAUUUUAAUUUUUGAAUUUG
Cloeon dipterum is the source of this 1120-nucleotide messenger RNA. RefSeq names its product brachyurin-like. Gene Ontology annotation, molecular function: serine-type endopeptidase activity. The record is from RefSeq and is a predicted model, not a curated record. Gene Ontology annotation, biological process: proteolysis. Lineage: Eukaryota; Metazoa; Arthropoda; Insecta; Ephemeroptera; Baetidae. The transcript is spliced from 8 exons. The coding region runs from base 118 to 963 and encodes 281 amino acids.